Molecule: messenger RNA, 7666 nt
Organism: Penaeus chinensis
Lineage: Eukaryota; Metazoa; Arthropoda; Malacostraca; Decapoda; Penaeidae
Product: serine/arginine repetitive matrix protein 2-like
Exons: 8
Coding region: 123-7058 (2311 amino acids)
Biological process (GO): regulation of chromosome segregation; regulation of mitotic nuclear division
Cellular component (GO): chromosome; nucleus
Molecular function (GO): protein binding; DNA binding
Source: RefSeq, a predicted model, not a curated record
AUCCGCCGCGCGCAGUUUCCGCGGAACGAUGAGCGCGUAGGGAGGGCGAAUAGGCGGUCCUGGAUUUAUCUUCAUUUUUUUCUAUUUCAGCAGGUGCUGGCCGAGGUUGGGAACUUCGCGCCAUGAAGAUUCUGGGCUACAUUGUGGUCAUCAAGAGGUCUGGGGCCGAUGGGACACCCUUCCCUCUGACCAAUACCAGUUGUUCCAUAGGACGCAAUAAUGAGUGUGACAUUAGAGUCCAGCUGCCCAGUGUGUCCAGGCAGCACUGCCGGGUGGACGUCGAACCCAGUGGGAAGGCUUACAUUACCAACCUCAGUCAAACCAAUCCAACACUCCUAAACGACACACCCUUAGCGGGGGAAGAAAUAUCCAUCUUGACUCAUAAGGACUUGCUAACAGUUGCGGACAGGCAGUUCCGUUGGGAAUAUCCUGAGGGAUCUAUACUUGCUACUGUCACCAAGAGAGAGAGGGAUAUUGAUUACAAGAUUCUUUCGCCAAAAGCAAAGUCACCUGUAAGCCAGCACAUGCGUGAAGGUUACAGAUUAGAGACUUCUGGAGCUGAAAGUAACAAGAAGCGGAAACCAGGGGAAACUGAAUUGCCUGAUGCAAAGAGAAAGAGAGUUUCUUUCGGGCCCUAUCUUAACCCUGAACAUUUUGAUAAACAGUUGCCACCAGCUACUCCUGUCAGCAAGGGCGAGAAACCAAACACACGGCGAGCAUCGUUGGAUCUAUCUAGCAGUCCAUUUGUAAAGGGAAGCUCAAAGAAGAAAAACCGCGUUUCACUCAUUCCAAGUGCUUCCGUUAUUACAGAAGAGAGUGGUAUUGACACCCCAACUAAGAGUCUUUUAAGAAGGAGGAGCCCAACUCCAGUGAAACCUUACUUGGCUCGAAGUCUUGGUCUCCUUACUCCCAAGGCGUUAAAUGGGACCCCAAACUCAAGCCCAGAAAACUUGAAGACACAUUCGGUGCAAGCUGAAUUAUCAGCUUCUGAAGUAUCAAGUGCAUUGGAAAGUGCCUUUCAGAAGAGCACAAAGGCUGUGGGAUCACUCAGUCCAAAGGUCAGCAGUGAUGAUGAAGGAAAUGCACUUUCUGUGAAGAGCCCCAAAGCCUCAAGCCCAACAGCUGCCUCUCCAAAGACCAAGGGUCCAGCAGCUGCAACCCCCAAAGCCAAAAGUCCAUCAGCAUCCCCCAAGGCCAAGAGUCCAUCGGCAUCCCCCAAGGCCAAGAGUCCAUCGGCAUCCCCCAAGGCCAAGAGUCCAUCGGCAUCCCCCAAGGCCAAGAGUCCAUCGGCAUCCCCCAAGGCCAAGAGUCCAUCUGCAUCCCCCAAGGCCAAGAGUCCAUCGGCAUCCCCCAAGGCCAAGAGUCCAUCGGCAUCCCCCAAGGCCAAGAGUCCAAAGGUAUCCCCCAAGGCCAAGAGUCCAAAGGUAUCCCCCAAGGCCAAGAGUCCAAAGGUAUCCCCCAAGGCCAAGAGUCCAAAGGUUAUCUCUACUAAGAUCAGUAGUCCAAAAAUGUCCCCCAAAAGUACUAAGAGCCCUAAAGCAGUUACUCCGAAGAAAUCUAGCUUUCAAACUGCCAGUCCCAAGAAACUGGAAAAGACACCCAUUGAAAAGAUCCCCAUAAAACUUGUCACCCCUAAAUCUGGAGCCAAGAAACUGUCUUCCCCAAAGACCAUAUCUGCAAAGAUGACAACCCCCAAGACCAGUCCAAAGACUCAAGGAACACCCAAGAAUAGUAACUUGAAAACUUCUCCAAAGAAAUCAGCGACCUUAAAGAUAUCCCCAGGGAAACUAGGGGCCCCCAAAACCACUCCCAAGAAGCUUGGAACCCCCAAGACCACACCCAAGAAGUUGGGUACUCCAAAAACUACACCCAAGAAGGUGGAUACCCCCAAAGUCACACCCAAGAAGGUGGAUACCCCCAAAGUCACACCCAAGAAGGUGGAUACCCCCAAAGUCACACCCAAGAAGGUGGAUACCCCCAGAGUUACACCCAAGAAGGUAGAUACCCCUAAAGUUACACCCAAGAAGGUAGAUAUCCCUAAAGUUACACCCAAGAAGGUGGAAACCCCUAAAGUUACACCCAAGAAGGUAGAUACCCCUAAAGUUGCACCCCAGAAUGUGGAUACCCCUAAAGUUACACCCAAGCAGGUGGAUACCCCCAAAGUCAUGCCCAAGAAGGUGGACACACCCAAAGUUACACCCAAGAAGGUGGAUACCCCCAAAGUCAUGCCCAAGAAGGUGGACACACCCAAAGUUACACCCAAGAAGGUGGAUACCCCUAAAGUUACACCUAAGAAGGUGGAAACCUCAAAAGCUACACCCAAGAAGGUGGAUACUCUGAAAGCCACACCUAAGAAAGUGGGAACACCCAAGAAAGUAACUCAGUUGGGAAGAUUAAAACUUGUACCCAAAAAAGCUGGUGUAAAAGCAACUACAAUAAACACUCCCAAGUCAACAUCCUCUAGAGGACAGAAAAGGAAGGCCAGCUUGACACCACAGGCAGCAGCAAAAUCCAAGAAGAAGACCAAAGUAGCUGUAGCCACGUCUAAGCAAGGAAGCACACCUAAGAAAACGCCAAAGAAAGUUCAAGCAAGAGUUUUGGGAAGGACCCCUGGAAAGACCCCUGGAAAGACCCCUAAGAAGUCCUGGGCAGAUGUGUUGAAGCGAGGCCUCAUGGCACGGAAAAUGCCGUCAUCCAAGGCCCAACGUGCCAGGGAAGUUAUUCAGAAGGCAAGAGUCCUCAGGGAUUCUCGUAAGGCUGGAGGAGUGAAGAGUGCUUCAAAUACCAAAUUUUCCUUGGAGGUGCCACAAAGCUUUGAUUUUAGAACUUCUACCACUGGGCAUGUCAAUUCACCAGCUCCAAUCUUCAUUUACAAGAAAACCGCAAAAACACCCCGUGUAUUUCGAAAAGGACGAAAAAGCCCCCUUAAGUCCAGAACCACAGGACCAGCAGGAACUGAUGAACACUUGGAGGGAUUGGCAGGGCUCAUGGAUACCCCAGGCAAAGUGGUUGAUUCAGAAGCUAGGAUGGCACAUAAUAUCAAAACUAUUGAAUCUAUCCCAAGAGUUUCCUUGAACCACUUAUCUACACCAGAAGGCUCACCUCGUCCAAGAGGAAGACCUCCAAAACAAGCAACAAGUCCAUCAAAGACACCAGAGGGCUCACCUCGUCCUAGAGGCAGGCCCCCAAAACAGACUGCAAGUCCAGCAAAGACACCAGAGGGCUCACCUCGUCCUAGAGGCAGGCCCCCAAAACAGACUGCAAGUCCAGCAAAGACACCAGAGGGCUCACCUCGUCCUAGAGGCAGGCCUCCAAAACAGACUGCAAGUCCAGCAAAGACACCAGAGGGCUCACCUCGUCCUAGAGGCAGGCCUCCAAAACAGACUGCAAGUCCAGCAAAGACACCAGAGGGCACUCCUCGCCCAAGAGGUAGGCCUCCAACAAAUACUGCAAGUCCAGUAAAGACACUGGAGGGCUCUCCUCGACCUAGAGGUAGGCCUCCAACAAAGGCUGCAAGUCCAGCAAAGACACCAGAGGGCACACCUCGCCCAAGAGGUAGGCCUCCAACACAGGUUGCAAGUCUAACAAAGAAGACACCAGAGGGCACACCUCGCCCAAGAGGUAGGCCUCCAAAAAAAGACAGCACUCCAAGUCCAGUUAAAAUGCCUCAGAACAUAUCUGGUUCUACAGAGCAAAUAGAAGCUUUAAGCCCAGGUAAAAAUACAUUAGACUUAAAAUCUCCAGUACUAGUUAGUAUUGCAAGUCCAGUAAAAACUCCAGAAGAAACAACACCAAAACGUAAAGGAAGGCCGCCCAAAUAUUCAAUGACACCAAAUCUAAAAACUCCUUCAGGACCUUCAGCAUCAGAUUUUGAGGAUUCUUUAGGUGCAUCACCUGCUCUUUUCUCUCCAUACACUCCAAGCAUUGUCAGCAAUAGUCACACUUCAGUUAAAAUGAGUAUGUCCUAUGCCAAUACUCCAUCAUCAUAUGGUAAUAUCACAAACUUUGAUUUCUCCUCCAUUAAGACACCAGAUGUAACAGAGGAUAAAUUCAUUUCACCCCUUGUAACACCUGCUGUGGCCAACAACACUCCUGAACGUUUAUUGCGAAGUGUACGUGGAAAGUCUGCUUUGGCUUCGCCAGAAGAAGUACCCAUAGAAACUGAUGCCACUACUUUUGACUUUGAGUGUGCUGACACUCCAAAUGUUUCACAAGAUAUAUUUGUCUCGCCAGUGGGUGUAAAAUCUGAAUUAAGAGGUCUGAAGUCCUUGUACAAGAAAAAUAAUGCUGCAGACUAUAAAAAUGUUGAGGGAUUGGAGAAGCUUAUGUCAACACCAAAGCCUGAUAAUGUAACAAGUUCAUCUUGUACAGCUGUUUCUGGUUUGAGAAACUUAAUGAAAACGCCUAAAAUGCCAGUUCCGGAGAAAGAAACUGAUGACACCCACUUAGCUGGAAUGCGGAAAAUUCUGCGGACGCCAAAGCCUGUUUCUGAAAGCCCUCAAGCUGAUUAUUCAAAUGUUGCUGGUGUCUGUAAACUGAUGAAGACACCAGCACCUAGUGUUGCAGAGAGAGAAGCUGAUGAUUCUCACAUAGUAGGAGUCAGGAAAGUCUUGCGAACACCAAAACCUAAUCCAGAAAGCCCUAAAGCCGAUUUUACAAGUGUCACUGGAUUGCGUAAGCUCAUGAAGACCCCUAAAGCAAAUGUUACAGAAGAGCCAGUUGAUGACUCCAAACUCUUUGGUAUUGGAAAAAUGUUACGGACACCAAGAACCACAGAAUGUCCUGAAGCUGAUUACACAAAUAUUCAUGGAGUGCACAAGUUAAUGAAAACACCUAAAGGGCCUGUUCCAGAGCGUGAACCUGAUUACACCCACAUUGCAGGGGUUAGGAAAGUACUGAGAACCCCAAAGCCAACACCACCCUCUCCAAAAGCAGAUUAUAAUAAUAUUUCUGGGGUUAAAAAUCUACUGAAGACCCCAAGAGAGGAAACUCUGAAUGAGGCAGAUUAUACGAAUGUUACUGGACUGAAGAGGUUAUUAAGAAAUCCUCGUAGUGCCAAAGAAGCUGCAGAGGCUGACUACACUAAUGUACAAGGAUUAAGAGAUCUAAUGAAAUCUCCAAGACAGAAACCAGAGAAUGUGGAAAUAGAAGCAGAUUAUACAGAACCAAAAGGAUUAAGGAAUCUGAUGGCUACCCCUGCUCAGAAGCGUCUGGAGCCUUUGGCAGAUUAUACCAAUGUAAAAGGUAUGAAACGAUUGCUCUCAACCCCUCAGACUCACAUUAAUAUACCAGAAGCUGAUUACACCAGUGUGCAUGGAGUGAAGAAUAUUAUGAGAACACCUAAAUCUCAAGAUUAUUCUUUGGAGGUUGACUUACAAGGGUUAGGGCAGUUAAUGAAAACACCUCUUACUGACCAAACUAAUGUAGUUAGUCAAGUAACUGAACUACGCCAGACUACCACACCAGCUUCUGUUAGAAAGUCACGAAGGGCUCCAAAAGUUAUCAGUCCAACAACAAGCUCACCUUCAGAAAAUAUACCACCUGUAGAGCCACUUAAAUCCCACACAGAGGUAGUACAAGAGAAAGAACUUGAUGAAGGCCUGACUCCACGAAGAACCCGAAGAACAAUAAAAACUGAGUCAGAAAGCAAUACACCAGUGAGACGUGGGCGAUCCCGUCAAGUUAAUGUUAAGAAUGAAGUGGCACAAGAGGAUUCUCCAGUUUCAUCAACUCGUAGCCGCAGAGGCAAACGGGGAACUGCACCUGAAGAGGUGGCUGAAGUGCCGCAGAAGAAAUCAAAGAGACGGCAGAAUCAGGCAGAUGAAUCGGUUGAUUCAAAUGAGGGAUCAGAGGAAACAAUAGUUGAAUUGCCAGUUCCAUGUAAUAUUAAUGAGAAAGAAUCGGAGGACAUUGUUGAAGAAAAGAAAUCUUUACCAAGGAGAGGUGGCCGAAGCCGCAAGGAUGCAGCUUUGCAGAGUGAAGUAACAACCAAUGAAGAAACAGAGGUUGCAAAGGUUUUGACACCAGUGAAAAGAAGACAAAAGCAAUCUGAAGAUAUGGAAGUGAACCUCCCAGUUGCAGUGGAAACAGCCAUUGAUGAGCCUGUAAAACCAUCUACCCCAGCAAAGAGAGGACAAAGAAAGGCCCAACCAAAGAAAGAAGAAGAAACUGAUGACUCGUCUUUAGACAUACCUGCUGUAAAACGUACAAGAGGAAAGUCAACCAAAGAAGUUGCCAAAGUAGAAGAAUCCCCUAAAGUUUCAACACCUGUGCGAAGGGGACGAAGAAGAGGUCAAGUUGAAAUUGAAAAAGAAACCGAACCCCAGGAAUUGCCUGAGACACCUAAAGUAGAUGAAGUACAAAUGAGUGUGGAUGAAGAUCUGGAAAAGCCGGUGAAAAGUCGUGGUAAGAGAGUACGUGUGGUUGAGCCGAAAGAAGUAAAUACUGAAGAAGUGAAGCCUACAACGAGAAGAGGGCGCUCACAAAAGGUUGUAGAAGAAUUGGACACAGAAGGGGAAAAAAUGGUAAAUAGCAAGCCAAAGGGUGGAAGAAGAGCUGUGAGUAAACAAGAAACAUCAGAAGCUAAUGAAGAAUUAGUGAAGACUGUCAGCAGUGGACGUGGUCGUGGUAAGAAAAAGACCGACGAAGCAGAAAAAGACAGCAACCAGGAAACAGAGCUACCAACCCCAGUCAAAAGACGUGGUAGAGCUGCAAAGGCUAUUGAAGAACCUGAGCCUACUUCAGAUGCGUCUACACCAACAACAACCAGAAGAGGUCGUGGUAAGGCCACUAACAGCAAGGAGGAGGAGGAAAGCGAGUCUUCUCAGGACCAAGUGAAAACUACUAGCCGUGGUCGAGGCCGCAAACAAACCACAAAAGAUACUGAAGAAACCAUUGUAGCUGAACCUGAAACAAAGACACGAAAAACAAGGGGCAAAAAGGUGGAACCUGCAAAGAAUGAGGAGGAAGUUGCACAAACCUCUACAAAAUCGAGACGAAAAGUUGAUACGGAGGAGAAAGUGACAAAGGUGACUAGACAGACACGGUCACGGAAGUAAAUUAGCAGUACAACUGUAUACCCGAGUACCUGCCUGCAUUUACUGCAAUAGAAGUAAAAUGUUUUAUUCUAUCAGAAGGUUAUCUUACUUUUACUGUCAUGAUUUCAACAAAAAAAAAUCUGUUUAUAUCAUUUUACAUUUGUAACACUUUUUUAAGACUAGUAUUGUAGAUAUGUUAGGUGUUUUAGUGUGUCUUUUAUGUAACUGUAAAGAUAUUUUUGUCAAACUGACAAAUAAAUAAUUCUAUAGGAAUGUCCCUGAAUGGUUACUUUUACCAUUGGGAUUUUUAUAUUUUCUGGUAACCAGAUACCAUAAGGAGACAUUGGGGGUAUUUAAAAUUAGUUUUCCUUCAAGAUUUGUCCUUUAUACAUUUUCAACACUUUCACAUUUUUUUUUUUUCUUUGUCAAUGAUAGUAUUGACAGUACAUUAUUGCAUAGCUUACAAUAUCUACUCAGUCUCUUACAUAUUUUAAUUUCCUUUAUAUGUGCAAGAUUUGAAGGUUUAGAAAUAAGUUUCUUUCCUUUUUUAUUCUUUAUAAGCUAACAGAGGAAUUCACAAAUUAAAUUAGAUAAAGCAUGUAGAUAGCAGUCAUUAAAUUGUGAAUGUG